This is a messenger RNA of Moesziomyces aphidis, 2040 nucleotides long. NCBI's taxonomy places the organism in Eukaryota, Fungi, Basidiomycota, Ustilaginomycetes, Ustilaginales, Ustilaginaceae. The record is from the annotation of a GenBank genome assembly.
AUGCCGGUGCAUCCGAUUCAGGGUGCAGUGCAUCUGAUGCGGACGCAGUCCGCUCCUGCUCCGACCCUGGCUCAGUUGCCCGCAUGUACUGAUCAGGGCGAGGACUCCAGACCGAUGGUCGAGCUGCCCAAGCCAGCCGCCUCGUUCCCUCUUCUCCACGUCCGUCGACUGCAGCUACUACUUAAGCUCCUUCUAGCCUCUGCCAGUCUCGUCCUUCAUCUUCGUCCGAAUCGCCUCGUUACCGCAACAUCCGCUUUGUCUAGCAGGCCACUGCCUUCAGCGUACUCUGCUUGGGACUUUAAGCACCUGGGACAUUGUCGCUCCGUGCAGCCUCGUCUCAUCUCUUCCUUGGUCGAAAAGAUGACCACGUCCACCGACCAGAUCCUGUCGCGCAUUCUUGACGAGCUCACCGAGCUCAAGGUCAAGAACUCGCAUCUUGAGGCCAAGGUCGAUGCGCUGCAGAACGCAGCGACUUUGCCCUCGCCGUCGUCGCAGGUUCGUCGUCAGAGCUCGUCCGGCUUUACUGCCCUGGGUGUUCACAGCUUGUCGCCUUCCCAGCCUGCCGACUUUGCCUUCGGCACUUCGCCUCCGCCGCAGCCUUUAGGCCCCCCUGCGCAUCCGCUCGGAGGGCUCCCUCAAACCAACGGACCAAGCCCCAUCGGUACGCCCGACCUUGGCGCCAAGAAACUUCCACCCAAUGGCGCGGCUUCGCCCUCGCAGCCUGCUUCGAGCAGCUCCACGGCCGGCUACUACUCUUCCAGAGUCAUCCUGACCACCUACCCAGGUCAAGUCGGCAUCAAGCCGUUACCGCUCAACUGGGCGUCCGAAGAUCCUCACAAGCGUGGCCCUGUGGUGGCGAGCCGUCAUCCGAACUCGAUUCGCGUCCGCAAUGCCAUCGGAGCUUAUGGAGGUAGCUACUCGGUCUACCGCUCCCUUGCCAUCGCCAUGGGCCAGCUCAACCCCAACCAUCGUCCCGACUACACCAACACCGAGCCUCCCUUUGACAUCCCGCCCAACCCAUCGUGGUUCGAUCCGUCCAAGAUCGUCGCCAUGGAUCCGUGGGGUCACUUGGCGCCUCAGGUGUACAAGUCCGAAUUCGAGUCGGGCGUCGACAUUAGGCCGACCGCAUCGCUCACCAAGGCGCACAUCAAGAUGCCCGAGCUCGACAAGGCGCAGGCCUCCGGCGUUUUCCCCAUCGACGGCAAGAUCGUCGUCAAGAGCAUCCGACUGCCUGGAGUGGCUGAAGAUGUAGACCCAGGCUGCGAGGUGAGCGUCAGCAAGGCGGCCGUUGAUCCGGUCUGGUAUCUUCCUGGUGUUGCUGAGCGACUCGGUGUCACCGAAGGCGCGCUGAGGCGCGCCAUCUUUGAAGAUACGGGAGGAUCGUACCCGGAACUGCUCACCAGACACGACCUCAAGGUGUUCCUCCCGCCCAUCUCGGGUCUGACCGUUUACAUCUUUGGAAGACCAGAGGACCUGCGGGAUCCCACCAAGGAGGUGACGGUGCGUAUCCACGACGAGUGCAAUGGAUCCGACGUCUUCGGCAGCGACAUUUGCACGUGCCGACCGUAUCUGCUCUUUGGCAUCGAGGAGUGCAUCAAGACGGCGCAGCGCGGUGGUGCGGGUGCGGUCAUCUACUUCCGCAAGGAGGGCCGUGCGCUCGGCGAGGUCACCAAGUACCUUGUCUACAAUGCCCGCAAGCGCGGCACGGAUUCGGCGAGCAACUACUUCAAGCGCACCGAGAACAUUGCCGGCGUCAAAGACAUGCGCUUCCAAGCGCUCAUGCCCGACGUGCUGCACUGGCUGGGUGCGACCAACAUCACCAACUGGAUCUCGAUGAGCAACAUGAAGCACGACGCUGCCGUCAACAGCGGCAUCAAGAUCAAGAACAGGUACGAGCUGCCCGAAGAACUCAUCCCUGCCGAUUCGCGCGUCGAGAUCGACGCCAAGAUUCAGGCUGGUUACUUCUCGGCCACCAAGCAGCUCACUGAAGACGAUCUCAAACACACCGUCGGCCGCGCCUGGGAAGACAUCGACCACUAG